Molecule: messenger RNA, 2334 nt
Organism: Aspergillus ruber CBS 135680
Lineage: Eukaryota; Fungi; Ascomycota; Eurotiomycetes; Eurotiales; Aspergillaceae
Product: C2H2 type zinc finger domain protein
Exons: 7
Coding region: 78-2237 (719 amino acids)
Biological process (GO): regulation of transcription by RNA polymerase II; DNA-templated transcription
Cellular component (GO): chromatin
Molecular function (GO): DNA-binding transcription factor activity, RNA polymerase II-specific; zinc ion binding; RNA polymerase II cis-regulatory region sequence-specific DNA binding
Source: RefSeq, a predicted model, not a curated record
CUGCACUAUUCUCUAGCUGAUGCAGUCCGUCUAUUACAAUACAGAGAUAGGAAGCCCACCCACACAGUGGUUGCAUGAUGGGGGAGACAACACCAGCCGGGAUUAAGAAACUGGCCUGUCGAGUCUGCAACAAGGCCUUUUCCAAAGCUGAACAUUUGAGAAGACACGAGCGAUGCCACACCGGAUCCAAACCUUUUGUUUGUAAAGAUUGCGCGCGGCCUUUUGCCCGUCAGGAUGCCCUCACUCGUCAUGAAAAACUGCACAUGCGGAAUCCAACCACCAAAGAUGUCCCUCAACCUACACCGUUGGCAUCCCAGACUACCUCGAUAGAGGAAACGCUGCCUGCGUGGAACUCGAAUCCUCCCUCAACAGCAGCUCCUACCCCUCCUGCUAGCACAACAUGGGACACCUCACAGUCUACGCAGCAGUCAACCCUGCAUGCGGCACCUGACCUCGAUUUCAGCUUAAUUUGGCCCGACUCGGAGAAUUUGUUUCAGAGUAUCAUGUCCACGGGCACGACUGAUCAAUGGCAGAUGCCGCUAGGGGCGCUGCCGUUUUCUCCAGUUGUGCACGAUGUGAACACAAUGAGCUUUGGUUCUCCUAAUUCGUUUGAUAAUCGAAGUUCGUCUAUUGGCACUAUUCCGUCUGGGGGGAGUCAUCAGGCUGUGCGGGAUGUCACGGAGAUGGUGACGAGCUCGUCUUCGAGUGUAACGGCGGAAGUGAAAGCGAAAUCGAUUACUUCAGUCUUCCUCGAUGAAUGUCUUCAUAUGUUUUUUGUCAGAUUCAUUCCGACGUUUCCUAUCUUACAUCGAGCAACGUUUGUCUUUCGAGAAUGUACGCAUCCGCUUCUGUUGAAUGCAAUAGCAAUUGGGUCGCUGUAUUUGGGACCCAAGGACUCCGUAGCGAAGGGAGAGGCUUUAUGGCGCCUAGCACACACUGCAGUUGCGACAUCGUGGCAAUUGAUGAUAACGCAUCGUGGUCCGUACGAUGCAUGCAAAGGUGUGCAGUUGUUGAUAACAGCUCUUCUGGGACAAAUAUACGGCGCUUUGUCAAAGAACAGGAGCAUUCGCACCACGAGUCAGGUUUUCCGUCCUCUUGGUUUCUUCUGGGCAAGACAUUGCGGAAUGCUGGACAGUUCGCCGUUCCCCCCGGAAAACUUGCCGUUCCAUGAUUCCCCAAUUGCAGAGAAAGAACACCAAUGGCGGGUUUGGGCAGCGAGAGAGAUCCAACAACGAGCAUUACUUGCAUAUCAUAUCUUGGACGGUCUGGUCGCGCAAAUGUCUGGAGACGGUGCUUCGGCCCGACAUGUUGCAAACCCGCUUAACCUCCCCAGUAGUGAGGCAGCAUUCGACGCCAGUACCACUGAUGAAUGGCUGGUCCAUAUGCGCUCACUGAAGCCAGAUCAGCCGUCGUUUCGCCUGGUCUUCCGCUCCCUAUUUCCUCCUGUUGGCAGCUUCCGCUCGCUCGAUUACCAGUUCUCGGCUUUUGCCCUCCGCGUCGUUUUGGAAGGUCUUCAAUCACUUGUUUCCGAUUCUGAUGAAAGCGAUUUAGCAUCAGUCGGGGUUCCCGACCGCUCAGACGUGAGGAGAGCCCUAGCCCAAAUCCACGAGACAAUCGCAAUGAGCAUCCAUCUCUCGCCACCUGAAAGACUAGAAAUACUCCUUCGAUGGCACACAAUAUGCCUCGACACAAUGAUAAACUCUACCAUCCUCUGUAGACACGUCUGCUCACGCUACAACAUCACCCAAUCCGUCUCAGGAGGGUCCCGAACACUAAAAUCUGGAUUCGACAUGGUUAAAUGGAUCCACACAGAAGACGCCCGUCGUGCCCUCCUCCACGCCAUCGCCAUCCAAGAUAUCAUUGAGCAACUUCCCCGUGGCCGUGCGCAUGUUAUUCACAUGCCUAGUUCCCUUUUUGCUGCGGCCACUAUAUACUUUGUCUUCUCCAUCGCCGGGGUCGCGACCGUCCGUCUCCCGAGUAGCGUUAUCUGGCAAGACGCGCUGCUCACACGCUCUGACUUGAAUCUGGGAAGUACAGAUAUGCGGCCAUCUGGCUCGGAAACUCGACGAUUUGUUGAAGGUGGUCGAACUGAUUCUCCGCCGUCUGUCGGGGCUGUGAGGAAUAUGCUGUACGAGCUGAACUCGAUACAGAAGUUGUUCCGGUGCCUUUGCUCGCAGUGGGGGAUUGCGUUUGAUAUAGAGGAGAUUAUUGAUCAGUGGAUUACGUUGUGUCAUUAGGUGGUCUUGAUUUCGUAUUGCUUGUUAUUUUUGCAUUUGGUUAAAGCAUGGAUGGUUACUGGCGUUCUUGAUCUCGUGCAUAUCUAGUGGAUAGUCC